Caenorhabditis remanei is the source of this 285-nucleotide messenger RNA. RefSeq lists its product as uncharacterized. The transcript has a single exon. The coding region runs from base 1 to 285 and encodes 94 amino acids. The record is from RefSeq and is a predicted model, not a curated record. Lineage: Eukaryota; Metazoa; Nematoda; Chromadorea; Rhabditida; Rhabditidae.
AUGACCACCGCUCCCCGUGCCGAUCCAGAAUUCCAACGCUCCAGUAUUCUAUAUGAAUUUCUUCGGGGAAAAUCGGAAUUCGAUUCUUAUCUCAGUUUUUGCGAGGUGAUGGGAGAAGAUACAAAGGGUUAUCGAGAGUUUGACUAUUGGUUUACGAGGUUUUCAAAUGGGAAUUUCGGUUUGGUGGAUGAGGAAAAUGCAGUGAGGAGUAUCCGUUAUUUGAUGGAUUUGCCGGUUGAGAUAAUCGGGCGGAUUGUGGAUUUUGUCACGUGGAAGGAUGUGUAA